AGACCUAGCCACCCCACCAUCACCCCACCCCACCACCCAGACCCCAACCACCCCACCUCCACAGUGGGUCCUCAGACCCAACCACCCCACCAUCACCCCACCUCUCUGUCACCAUGACACACAUGGACUACGAAUACACCCUGUUGGGUUCCUCGAUGGAGGACUACAGGAAGAGACCUCUGAAACUACAGGUGGACGACAGCCCCAUGAGCCUGUUCGCCGUGCUGGAGGUGAAACGUGACCCUCUCCAUCUCCACCGACCCUGGCCCCGGUGCACCCUGGGAUGUGGUACGAGCACCCUGACCUGCUUCAGGAAGGUUAAACUGUACAGCUUCCUGUUCGGCCUCGCCGUCAUGUUCCUCAUCGUGGCUUCCUAUAUCCUCACUGGGGACAAGAAGGGCCUCCUCUUGACCCCGUCCCCGUAUCACUUCUCUACGGUGCCGAACUCGGGGUCCGGGACUGGGCCCUACCCCUUUAACGUGUCUUCUGCCAAGGACUACGCUACCGUUAAACUGGUGGUGAAGAACAUAGCGUCCAAGGUGGAGUUCAGUACUACCAGACAGCUGCCAGAACGCGAGGCGCUAUUACACAGUGAGCCACAUAUGUUUUCCGUUAUCCCCCACAAGUUUCUUCCCAACGUCAAGAACCCUUGCUGGUACGAGGAGCACACUGGGAAUAUCAGCAGGGACCCUUACAGGACAAACCUUUACGCCCGCUACUCGCGCCGCUUCAGAACCGUGUUUGAGUACCUGAGGAAGGCUUUCCGAGAACACCUGUACCGCCGCGGGGGGAAAUACUACCGCAUUCGCUGCCUGCCUUACUUCUACAUCAUAGGCCAGCCUAAGUGUGGCACCACAGACCUGUACGACAGGCUUCAGCUGCAUCCGGAGGUCAGGUUCACCACCUUCAAAGAGCCUCACUGGUGGACCAGGAAGAGGUUUGGUAUAAUCCGUCUGAGUGAGGGGUUCCAUGACCGUUACCCAGUGGAAGACUAUUUGGAUCUGUUUGACCUGGCAGCCUAUCAGAUCCAAGACAACCUGAUGGGAAACGCCCACUCAGGAGCCCCAGAGCAACACAACAUCAUCAUAGGAGAGGCCAGUGCGUCCACCAUGUGGGACAACAAUGCCUGGGCGUAUUUCUAUGACAACUCGACUGAGGCGGAGGCGGAGCCACCCUUCCUCAUCCAGGACUUUAUCCACACGCUUCAGCCUGACGCAAGGUUCAUCGUCAUGCUCAGAGACCCUGUAGAGAGGUUGUACUCCGACUAUCUCUACUUUGGGAUCACUAAUAAGUCUGCAGAGGAUUUCCAGGACAAGGUGUCCGAGUCUCUCCAGCUGUUUGAAGGGUGCCUGACAGAGUACACCAUGCGCUCCUGUGUGUACAACACUACGCUCAACAACGCCAUGCCAGUCAGGUUGCAGGUGGGCCUGUACAUAGUCUACAUACUAGACUGGUUGACAGUCUACAGUAGAGAACAGAUUCUGGUCCUUCGGCUUGAAGACCACGCCUCCAACAGGAAAUACACAAUGCACAAAGUCUUUGACUUCCUCAACUUGGGUCAGUUGACGGAGCAGAAGGAAGCAGAGAUCACUAAAAGUCCCGCCUCCAACACGCGGCGGCCAGCGGAUAAGAACCUAGGACCCAUGCUCCCCGUAACCAAGGAGAUACUGAGGGACUUCUACACUCCGUUUAACAAGAAACUGGCCAAGGUGCUCCGCAACGACUCCUUCAGAUGGGACAACCAUUCAGAACUCAUAUAAAGACUUGUUUUAAUGGGGAAACCAUUCAGAACUCAUAUAAAGACUUGUUUUAAUGGGGGAGCAAUUCAGUACUCAUGGCAGGACUUGUUUUAAUGCGGAAGCCAUUCAGUACUCAUAUAAACACCUGUUUUAAUGGGGGAGCAAUUCAGUACUCAUGGCAGGACUUGUUUUAAUGCGGAAGCCAUUCAGUACUCAUAUAAACACCUGUUUUAAUGGGGAAGCCAUUCAGUACACAUAUAAACACCUGUUUUAAUGGGGAAACAAUUCAGUACUCAUAUAAAGACUUGUUUUAAUGGGGAAGCCAUUCAGUACUCAUAUAAAGACUUGUUUUAAUGGGGAAGCCAUUCGGUACUCAUAUAUCCCAGUCAAUGUCCCAUCUACAUUUUUUGGGGCACUGUGCAAAUUUCAGGUCUGCUGAGCGCAAACUCGAACUUUGUGAAAAUUCUGUGCAACUUCCAGCGUGAGUUCACUGUGAACACUGAGGCUCUACCUGCUUUAAGUUACAGUUUUACUGUGAACACUGAGGCUCUACCUGCUUUAUGUUACAGUUUUAAUAGUGACCAAGUAGGCUACUGUGGGUACUUACUGUGGGUAUCAUAAUGUAGGUCUACCUUCAAAAAACAAUGGAGAAAAUGCAUCCCAUAAUAUGUUAACAUGGAAAUGAGCUGUUCUAUCAUUCAGCCUACAGUAGCAGCCAAUGUGUGGUGUUCAAUGCAGAUGUACAUUCCAUCAGACUUUGGAAGAAAAGAAAACAGGCAGUAUUGGACAUCAACCUGUUGAUCCAUUUGUCCUUUAGACAUGGAGGUGACUGAACAUGUUGUGUUGUUUGAUGCAGGAAACCACUUCACAAAAUAAAAUCCAUUAUUCUUCCCUUA
Oncorhynchus mykiss (rainbow trout) is the source of this 2635-nucleotide messenger RNA. Lineage: Eukaryota; Metazoa; Chordata; Actinopteri; Salmoniformes; Salmonidae. The record is from RefSeq and is a predicted model, not a curated record.